Molecule: messenger RNA, 492 nt
Organism: Prunus armeniaca (apricot)
Lineage: Eukaryota; Viridiplantae; Streptophyta; Magnoliopsida; Rosales; Rosaceae
Source: the annotation of a GenBank genome assembly
AUGGCGAUCAAUAAUGCUGCUGAAUAUUGGACAAAGAAAGGAGAGCAUCAAAAGAUCCAUGAUGCAAUAGCAUCUUGCAUUAAAAAGAAUAAAUUGAUUCAGAUGCUGUACAAUGAAAAAGAAGAAUUAUUGAAGCAUCAGCAGCAACUGCAGAAGAUGGUUAAGGAAGUAGUACAUCACAAGAAAGUCAUACAAUUAGAUGUUCAUCAGGAAAAAUCCUACAUGACAAAGCUGCAGCUAGAAAAUGAUCAACUUCUUGCAGAGAAGAUUUCCUACUUGGACAUUAUUAAUGAAAAGGAAGCUGUUAUUGUCUCGUUGAGAGAUCAAAAAUUAGCGCAAGAACUGCAGAGUGAAAAGGAUAAAGAAGAAAAGAAAGAAGGUGAAGCAGAAAAGAUAAAAUUAAGAAAACCAGAUUCCUCAUUCCCUAAAGCAGAGACGAGAGCACAAAAGAGAAAGGAACAAAAAAAAAGCCAAAUCAAAGAAGAGGGCUAA